Messenger RNA from Penicillium angulare, 627 nucleotides. RefSeq lists its product as uncharacterized. The transcript is spliced from 2 exons. Bases 1 to 627 code for a protein of 208 amino acids. The record is from RefSeq and is a predicted model, not a curated record. Lineage: Eukaryota; Fungi; Ascomycota; Eurotiomycetes; Eurotiales; Aspergillaceae.
AUGUUGUUCAAAUCGGUCACUGUUAUGCUUCUUGCAUCCUCUCUUGCUGCUGCUGAGCUUGAGAAGAAACAGUACGGCUACGACGACAGCUACUACAGCAGUUUGGAAGCUGAGUUGAACAGCCUGGCUACAAACACCGACUACGACGACUACAUGGACUACCUCACCGAAUAUAGCGACAUUUACACUGAUAUGCCCACGGAUUACACUCCAUAUAUGCCUGAUGUCACCGACGCACCAGAAAACACCGAUGCCUUCAAUGAUGCUACAGUCACUCCCCCACCCAGUAUGCCAACCGCUACUUACGACGUGGUUCCUCCCUCCAUCGAGUCCGUCCUCGCGACCGCCAUUCCAUCCUCGUAUCUGUCUGAGAUGGCUGAUCCAUCAGCGGCCUCAUCUCUGAUCAGCUCCAUUCAAAAUGGUGACAUGCCAUCUUGGUAUAAGGAUCUCCCCACUAGCGUCAAGUCGUGGCUUGCCGAGCACUAUGCGACCGGUGCUAUGCCCACUGCCACCGGAUCGACUUCUAAUGACCAUGAGGGCGGUCGCAAUUCAGCUCCACCUUCUGGUAUAGUUGCGACUGGGUUGAUGGGUGCAGCUGGUAUUCUUGCCGUUGCAGUGCUGCUGUAA